Molecule: messenger RNA, 2781 nt
Organism: Condylura cristata (star-nosed mole)
Lineage: Eukaryota; Metazoa; Chordata; Mammalia; Eulipotyphla; Talpidae
Gene: ADAM32
Product: ADAM metallopeptidase domain 32
Exons: 24
Coding region: 1-2349 (782 amino acids)
Biological process (GO): cell adhesion; proteolysis; binding of sperm to zona pellucida
Cellular component (GO): plasma membrane
Molecular function (GO): metalloendopeptidase activity
Source: RefSeq, a predicted model, not a curated record
AUGAGCACAUGGGACUAUGGUUAUGGCACAUGGGCGUAUUGGUGGUGGGACGUCUACAGGGAUGAAAAAGUGAACAAAGUGAAGGAUGGAAAAUGUUCUCAAAAUUCAUUUCUACAAAUCAUAUUUCCAGAGAAAAUUCAAGCAAAUACAAGUAACAAUUCAAAAAUAGAAAAUGAACAGAUAUCCUAUAUUAUUCCAAUAGAUGAGAAACCAUAUAUUGUGCACCUUAAGCAAAGAUUAUUUUUAGCAGAAAACUUCAUGGUUUAUUUAUAUAAUCAAGGAUCUUUGACUUCUCAUCAUUCAGAAAGUCAGACUCAGUGCUACUACCAAGGAUAUAUUGAAGGAUAUCCAAAUUCUGUUGCCACACUCAAUACAUGCUCUGGACUGAGAGGAAUACUGCAAUUUGAAAAUGCAUCAUAUGUAAUCGAGCCUCUGGAAUCUGAAGUUGAAUUUCAGCAUCUUCUUUAUAAAUUAAGAAACGAAAACAACGACUCUGCAAUUCUUACUCUAAAUGACCAAGGGAUGGAGCAAAACCCAAUGGACUACAACAUUUUUAUAAGUGGAAAGCCAGAGCCAGCUGUUUCAGAUUUAACUCCACUUUAUCUAGAAAUGCAUAUUGUGGUGGACAAAAUUUUGUAUGAUUUCUUGGGCUCUGAUGGCAUGAUUGUAACAAACAAAGUCAUUGAAAUUAUUGGCCUUGUAAAUUCCCUGUUUGCCCAAUUUAAAGUUACUAUUGUGCUGUCAUCAUUGGAGUUGUGGUCAGAUAAAAAUAAGAUUUCUACAGUUGGAGAGGCAGAUGAAUUAUUACAUGCAUUUCUAGAAUGGAAAAAGUCCUAUCUUACCCUAAGACCUCAUGAUAUCGCCUAUCUUUUCAUCUAUAGGGAAUAUCCAGAUUAUGUGGGAGCAACAUUUCCUGGAAAGAUGUGUGUUACCCAACAUUCUGCAGGAAUUGUUUUGUAUUCCAAGAAGAUAACUUUAGAGGCAUUUUCAGUUAUUGUCACCCAAAUGCUGGGACUCAGUCUUGGAAUAUCAUACGAUGAUCCAAAGAAAUGUCAGUGUCCAGGAGUCGUUUGCAUAAUGAACCCAGAAGCUAUGCAAUUCAGUGGUGUGAAGAUGUUUAGCAGUUGCAGUUUGAGAGACUUUGAAAAUUUCCUUUCAAAUAUGGGAGCCAAAUGUCUGCAGAAUAAGCCACAAAUGCAAAGUGCUAAGCAGUACACCUGUGGCAAUGGCAAAGUGGAGGGCCAAGAAACCUGUGACUGUGGCACCAUUCAACAAUGUGCAGGUAAUGUCUGUUGCGACCCUCUGACUUGUCAGCUGAGACCUGGAGCACAGUGUGAUAAAGGACGGUGUUGCAAGAAGGACUGUAAAUUUCAAAGUCCAGGAUAUGAAUGUAGGCACAGAGUGCAUCCUGAAUGUGAUAUUUCUGAAUUUUGUAAUGGAACCUCAGCCCAAUGUGAACCUGAUAUUACUAUACAUAAUGGACGUUUAUGCAAAAAAGGAAAAUUCAUGUGUUAUGAUGGAGACUGCCAAGAUCUUGAUGCACGUUGUGAGUCAAUAUUUGGAAAAGGUUCAAAAAAUGCUCCGUUUUUCUGCUAUGAAGAAGUACAUUCUCAAAGUGAUAGGUUUGGGAACUGCGGUUUUGCAGACAACAAAUAUGUAAUGUGUAUGUGGAGGAAUCUUAUGUGUGGAAGAUUAGUUUGUACCUACCCUACUCGAACUCCUUUCCAGAAAGAAAAUACUUCUGUGAUUUAUGCUUAUUUACGAGAUACUGUUUGUAUAACUGCAGACUACAGAGUGUCUAAUCCACAGAAAGAUCCAAUGAUAAUACGAUCUGGCUCUGUUUGCGAUACUGGAAGAGUUUGUGUUUCUACUCAGUGUGUGGAAGCAAGGUGGAUUGAAUAUCAAGAAAGGGAUUGUACAAAAAAGUGCAGUGGAAAUGGAGUGUGCAAUUCCAAAAAGCAAUGUCAUUGUUUUGCUGGCUACAAACCUCCCAAUUGUGCAAUAUAUGGCAGAACAUCUUCUGAAUUGCCUGGAAAACAUGGUUUAAUCAUGGAAAGAACUUUGGGGAAUAGCCCAUGGAUUCUAAUUGUUUACACGGCUUUACCUGUUCUCACCAUAGGAAUCAUAAUAGCUGUCUCAUGGAAUAGUCUGAAAAAACGCUUCACCAAGGAAGAGGAAUCCAUAAGUAGCGAAACAGAAAGCAGCACUCACACAUAUGCCAGCAGCUCCAGAUCAGAAAGCAGCGAUCAAACAGAUAUUACCAGAACCAGGUCAGAAGUUAGCACCCAAAUGGACAUCAGCAGAUCUAAAUCACAGUACAGCACUCAGACACCUGAAAGCAGUAACUAGUAAUUCCUUCAGAAGCCAAAGAAUAGUACAAGAGUUUCAUGGAGAAGUGAAAAUACCACCUUUGUUCCCCUGGUCAUAACUCAAGAAAACAAUAAACCAAAUGUGGACUGAUUUGCAAGCUUGCAUUUGUUUUUUCACCCCCAAAACCCCAUUCCUGUAGAUAAGCAUCCCUACAUGGCUCCUGAAUUCUUCUGUAUAGCUCUCCUAACAUACACUUAGGGUUGCUGCUUCAGGUGCUAAGUACUCAGGAAGGAUUUGGGCUUGGUGGGCCAUGUUCCUCUAGCAAAUCCUCUUACCUAACUUGGUUGACUUCAUACAGAUCUCAGUAGAUCCAGGUAUUUGUUUAUGUCACUCUUUCCAAAACCCCUAUCUGUGCUUCUGAGGGAGCUAUGUUUCUUUGAAAAUGUUCUAUGUGCACUUGAGAAGAAUGUG